CACACAAGCCAACAUGUGUACUUGUAGUAUCAACUUCUUUUUUUGGCUUAGUAAGUUUCGCCUUGGCAUCAUCACUAUACAAAUUUAUCUCAGCAACUGGAGAACCAACAAUAUUUCGUGUAAACACCUGGUUCCAUUGACAAGGUACCUCAGUUGGAGUACUAGACGUCAAUCCAAUUCGAACUGCAGCCUCUAGUUGAUAUAGCAUGGCAGCAACGUGUGAACAAGUUUCACCAAGUCUAUAAAUAAAUUAUAAUUUAUGAUAUUUAGAUGCUCUCAAAAGGUCAUGAAACAACCAUCUUUUAAAUUCAAACUUACCCUGCCAUGCAGUCACAAUGACCAGCCAAAACAUUUCCACGAGGGGCAACAGCAAUCCAUGGUUUAUGAGGAACUUCGGUGGUCCUAUAUGAUGGUCUGACAUCACACUUCAUAAUGACUGCUCCAGUAGCUUUCACAUGUUUGAUUGUUUGAACCCAGCCAUCAUGGAAAAAUUUGUAAGCCUCUAAAGCUUUGUAGUUUUCCAUUGCUUCGGGUGUGAAAAUUCCUACAAAUGGAAAGUUUCUUGUUUAUAGAGUAGAUAAAACUUCAAAAAGAAAAGAAAUGUCAUAUGAUUACAGUGAUUCAAGAUGAGUUAAAUAAUCUAGAACAAUAUGGACGUCGGAACAUGGUGGAUAUAAGGGGCAUCCCAAGAUCAAUAUCAGAGAACACCGACAAAAUUGUUCUCAACGUAGCUAACUUAAUGCAAGCUAACAUCAGCACCAAUGAUAUAGAAGUCUCGCACCGUACUUCAACAUCUAACGAUGCAGCCAUUAUUGUGAAGUUUUUCGCACGAAAAAAAGAGAGGAAUUUAUAUCGAAACGAAAAACACUUAUUGACAAAACGACACGAGAUAUUGGAUAUAUCGACGAAAAAAAGAUUUAUAUAAACGAAAGCCUCACUCAGCCUAAUGCAAUGUUACUCAAGGACGCACGUGAUAACCUGAUGCCAAAAGACAACAAGUUAGUAAGCUAUAUAUGGACUAAAAAUGGGAAAAUAUUUGUAAGAAAGGACAAUGACUCCAACACCGUGCAGAUAAAGAAUAAAGAUACCAUUUUAAAACUAAAACAGCAAUAUGGAAAUGGACAAUAACAGAUAUGGUCACAUUUAGUGAAACGGAACUACAACAGUGGAAAAGAAAGAGACAUUGGAUGACCAUCAUUUUUUCAUUACAGUGUUUCUGUAUCGGCAUCGACUAUAGCUCAUCAUUCAUAUCCGUCUGGCCAUACCUUAAAAGCAUGAUCAAACCUAAAAAUCCAAAAUAUUUUUAUUUAGCCAUAUGUUCUUCGUACCACAUUUCCGCGAUAGUCAUGUCUAUCAUUCUUGGAAAAUACAUCGACCAAAGAGGAAGUGUGCGCAAAACAUUUAUUUGCGUGAAUAUGUUAAUGGUUAUUGGAAGUAUUGUUUAUGUAAUGCCUUUCUCCCCUUGGUUGCCAGUUUUAGGGCGGUUUAUUGCCGGUGUAGGUGGUGCACUAAUACCCAUCACAUCAGCAGAAACAGCCAAGUGUUAUCCAAGUUCUGUCAUAAAAAAAAAGUUUUCUUUGUUCUACAGUCUUUAUAAUGCUGGAUUUAUUAUUGGUCCUGGUGUCAUGUUGACAUUUGAGUCCGUGAAUAUUUGGCUUAGUGCUUUAAAUAUUCGCUACGAGAAUUUCUGCGGAUUGUUGACAGUUGUCUUGAUGAGUAGCCUCGCCGUUUUAUCUUACAUAGCAUUAUAUGACGUUUCGAACAUAUACCGUAUCAACAAGACAAGGGCUGACCAAGAAACAAAAAGAGACGUAUCUUGGUGUGGUUUAUGCUCUCAUGUAGAUGUUGGCUUUAUACUGAUCUUAUCCUUUUUCGGGAAAUACUUCUAUGGCGCAGUUGAGAUGUGGUUACCGUUAUUGAUAAUAGAAGUGCGUCGUGAAUCAGUAACAGAAAUGAACAUGAUGAUGAUGACGUCAGGAUUAAUCAGCGUAAUUGUGUUGAUCAUUUUUUCGAUAAUUAGAACUUCGAAUUCUCAAAUCUUUUAUAUUUCAGUGCUGGGGAAUUUAUCGUUUUGUGGAGUUUUGGGUGUAUACCUGCUAUAUUACUUCUUACCGCUAAAUGCAUACGUAAAAAUGACGGGCACGAUUAUUUAUGGUGUAAGUUUAGCAGGGUUAGGCGUUUGUGAUGGCAUAUUUGUUAUUAAUACAUUAGCACUCAUGUCGCCACCUAGUAAACAAGCACUUGCAGAAAGCACUCGCGUGUCAUUUGGGAGAGCAGGCUUCCUAUGUGCACUAAUGUUAUCACCGUGGCUUUUCGACUGGAUGCCGUUUGUGACUUUAGUGUAUAUAUGUAUUGUUUUAUGUCAAGCCAUUUUUAUGCUGGUGCGAAUGAAAACUUUAAUUUGCCCGAAACAAUUAACCCAUAAUAGUUUGGUGUAGAGAAUAAAAAAGUUAACCCUAAUUAUUCACAUAGAGCACGUUUCAACCGCUAAAGAUAAUCACUCUCAGAGUUCUUGAAAAAUUGUUACUUGCGAGAAUAGGUGGGGGAAAAAUUCUCGAAAGAAUAAUGUUUUGUAUCCAGUGAACUUAAAGUGAGAGAAUGUAAAAUGGUAGAACGGGGAAACGUGUUGUUAUUAUUAUUUUCUUCUACAUUAGUUAAUAAAUAAAUGUUUUAACUUUUAGUUUUACCAUGAUGAUAAAAGUAGGUAUUUCGAUCACUUUCGUGCAUUUAUAUUUUACUUAGGAAUAUUUUGAUUUACAUAUAAUACUUAAUUUCCAAUAAAAACUUCUGUCUAUUUAUAUUAUUUCACAUGUUUAUAAUAUUUAUAAAACACGAUUAUUUUAUGUGUAUCUAUAAUGUUAAAAAAAUUUUAAACAAGA
Hydractinia symbiolongicarpus is the source of this 2879-nucleotide messenger RNA. RefSeq lists its product as uncharacterized. Lineage: Eukaryota; Metazoa; Cnidaria; Hydrozoa; Anthoathecata; Hydractiniidae. The record is from RefSeq and is a predicted model, not a curated record. Gene Ontology annotation, molecular function: transmembrane transporter activity. The transcript has 2 exons. Gene Ontology annotation, biological process: transmembrane transport. The coding region runs from base 1134 to 2438 and encodes 434 amino acids.